CACAUGCAGUCAGUGACCUGAGUCGCAGAUAAUAAAACCUGCUUUUAAACUUAACUGUCUCGUUCAUCCGCUGCUUCCCCAGACUGUGGCUGCGGAUCAGCCGCAUCAUGUUGUGUGUGAGGCCGCUGCGGCUGCUCUCCAACUCCGUUCAACUCCUGAGGAACCCAGAAGCGGCGAGGAAGACACUGGACAUCCAGGCAGGAGCAGCAGGAGCAUGUUGCCUGAGCUCCAGAUCCUCCACUGCUCACAUUGAUCAUCAUGUCAAAGUGGAUGUGCAGUCGCGGCCUCUCAGCUCCGGAGUGGACGACAUGCUUUUCUACGCCAUCACAGAGGGAAAGGACCAAGUUCCCAUCUCGCACUUUACCUCAGCCCUGAGGAGAACCGGCCUCCAUCCGUCCGACCCUCGUCUGAAGGACUGCAUGGAGAAGCUUCGACAGGCCGUGAAUGACUCUGCUGGUGAGGCCAUGAUGGACAGAAAACUUUUCCAGAGAUGUGCUGGUGGAAACAUCGUCCUGCUGAUCCAGGCCUUCAGGAAGAAAUUCAUCAUCCCCGAGUUUGAUACAUUCGCACAGAAAAUAAAUGAAAUCUACAAGAGAGUAGGAAAUCAAACUGAUGGGAAGGUUGCAGACUACAUCCCCCAGCUCGCCAAAUUCAGCCCAGAACUCUGGGGCGUGUCUUUAUGCACAGUGGACGGCCAAAGACACUCGGUGGGUGACACCAAGCAGCCGUUCUGCCUGCAGUCCUGUGUGAAGCCCCUGCAGUACGCCAUCGCCGUCCACCAGGCGGGAACAGAGAAGGUUCACCAGUAUGUGGGCAUGGAGCCCAGCGGACUCAAGUUCAACAUGCUCUCACUCGAUGAUGAAGAUAAGCCCCACAACCCGAUGGUGAACGCUGGGGCCAUAGUGAUCAGCUCUCUUAUCAAGCCUUGUUCAAAUAAGGCCGACAAGUUUGACUAUGUUAUGGAGUUUGUGAAGAAGAUGGCCGGCCAAGAAUAUGUUGGAUUCAGCAACGCCACGUUCCAGUCAGAAAAGGAAACGGGCGACAGAAAUUUUGCCAUCGGAUAUUACAUGAAAGAGAAGAAGUGUUUUCCACCAGGAGCAGAUAUGAUCGAUGCCCUAGAUUUCUACUUCCAGCUCUGCUCAAUCGAGGUGACGUGUGAAUCCGGGAGUGUCAUGGCGGCCACUCUAGCCAACGGGGGAAUUUGUCCGAUCACAGGAAAACUAGUCCUGAGUGACGAGGCUGUGAGGAAUACUCUGAGUCUCAUGCACUCGUGUGGCAUGUAUGACUUCUCUGGACAGAUGGCGUUUCACGUGGGCUUACCGGCCAAGUCGGGCGUGUCUGGUGCGAUACUGCUGGUGAUUCCCAACGUGAUGGGAGUGAUGUGUUGGUCUCCUCCACUGGACAGAGUGGGCAACAGCGUCCGGGGAAUCAACUUCUGUGAGGAGCUCGUGUCGCUUUUUAAUUUCCACAAUUAUGACAACUUGAGGCACUUUGUGAAGAAGCAGGAUCCUCGCAGGCAGGACGGGGACGACAGGAACAAGUCUGUUUUCAACUUGAUGUUCGCUGCCUACAGUGGAGACGUGUCGGCCCUGAGAAGGUUUGCUCUCUCGUCCAUGGACAUGGAUCUCAAGGACUAUGACUCUCGGACAGCUCUACAUGUGGCUGCAGCAGAAGGUCACAUCGAUGCUGUAGUGUUUCUGACUGAAACCUGUAAAGUGAAUCCGUUCGUAAAGGACAGGUGGGGGAACCUGCCGGUGGACGACGCCCUGCAGUUCGGACAUGACGAAGCCGUGAAGGUGCUGAAGGACUAUCAGCAGCGAACGCAGCACACUGGGGCCGAGCCCUCGCCCAAGCUGGGCACCAUCGAGGUCAUGGUGUGAUGGUGUGAGGGCCGUCAUGACAACUGUUGAUACGUAUUUGUGGAAUUGAGAGAGAAAUAUCGAUCGACCUGUGCCGAUCUAUUCCAUCUCUGUGAAUUAACUAUGCAAACUGGAGUUUACAACAGCUUUUUCUAACUUAUAACAGUACUUUUGACUGUUUCUGUUUCUAUUCUCUUAUUUGACUAUGUUGAAAACUGGAUUCUACAUGAUCCCAGUAAAACUCACGGGAGGUUCAUUGUAUAUGUUUUGUUGUUAAGCUGUAAAUACUUGUGCUGGACCCCUGAUACAAAAAUGAAUUAUUUUUGGUGUUUUAAUAUUUAUUCACAUCUUAACCUGACAUCACCAAAGAUAAUUUGUGUUGUAGAAUAUUUUGACAUUGAACACAUGCAUAAAACUAGUUUUUUAUUAGAUUAUAUUUCUUCUGCCGCCUGUAGUUUAACUUUUGUUUGAUUUCCUGAGGUUAUUCAAAGCACCGUGCAGGCAGCGAUUUGAAAUAUUAAGCAGCAUCCACUAGAUCACCUGAAUACAUGAGGAAGAAGCAGCGGGGGGGGGGGG
Molecule: messenger RNA, 2435 nt
Organism: Limanda limanda (common dab)
Lineage: Eukaryota; Metazoa; Chordata; Actinopteri; Pleuronectiformes; Pleuronectidae
Gene: gls2b
Product: glutaminase 2b (liver, mitochondrial)
Exons: 18
Coding region: 108-1880 (590 amino acids)
Biological process (GO): L-glutamine catabolic process
Molecular function (GO): protein binding; glutaminase activity
Source: RefSeq, a predicted model, not a curated record